This is a messenger RNA of Malania oleifera, 5684 nucleotides long. RefSeq lists its product as uncharacterized. Gene Ontology annotation, molecular function: protein dimerization activity. Bases 4018 to 5544 code for a protein of 508 amino acids. The record is from RefSeq and is a predicted model, not a curated record. Lineage: Eukaryota; Viridiplantae; Streptophyta; Magnoliopsida; Santalales; Ximeniaceae. The transcript is spliced from 4 exons.
GAGCUUCAAUCUCUAUUUGCGUGAUCCUGUGGUAAUGAACUCCUAUACAUCUCCUGUAUUUUGCUUUAGCUUGUUCUUGUUCUUGUUUUCUGUUUUUUAGUUUUUUAGUUUUUUUUUGUUUUUGUUUUUUCACAUCCUUUCCACUCUUAUCCUUGUGCCUUUUAUGAAUAGUUUUGUAAGAUCAUUCUUUAUUUGUUAGAUGGAGCUAAACCUCACUUCAGAAAAUGUAAAUGUGCUUCAAAAGAAUAAAAUAUUACUUGAAAUAAUUUUAUGAUCAACCAUUUACCAUUCUAAAUUAAAACCUUAUUUCUCUUUCUUCCCUGUUUGGCUAUCUCUUCAGUAUAACGCCUGCCUUAUGAGUGGUAUUUCAUUGGCUAUGCACUUUAUGUAAGCUCAACUCUUAAUCGGAAAGUUGGUAGGAAGUUUUGUGUGCAGUGUAGAUGUAUUGCCCAAUAUUUCUAUUAUACUUAAGAGAAAAGAUUAAUACAUCUCCCAAUUGGUCGGUAAACUCUUUCUAAAUUACUCUUAUGUAUUUUCAUAUUAUGUGUAUUGUCAUGCUAUAGAUGUAAAAUGCAUGUGAUGCAACAAUAAAGUUGGACAAUUGGAAAGGAAAAGAAGAACAAAAUUGACUGCAUUCUUCUGCAGUUAAAGGUGGCACUAUGCGAUGCAAUGUUGGGCUUGAUGUAGUACUGGGUGGUAAAUUUGCUAUCUGGUAAUUGAACACAAAAUUCCAACAAUGAUAGGAUAGAUGGAGCUAAAGAAUAAAAAUAGAUUGAAGAAGGAACUAGGGCAAUGAGUUUCUAGGGUUUAUAACCCCAAUGCAGAGCUCAUGUCCAGAAAUUUAAUUAUGAGAAAACAGAUAUAAGAGCCAACAUAGGAGGAUCUCUUAGAAGCUGUAGAGCACUAGAAUCCUAGCUCUUGGUCUCUUUCAAAGUUUUAAUCUCAUCCUUCCAUUUAUUAAAGCCACAUGAUAAUCAUGUCACUACUUAAAAGAUAAGCACAAUGAUAGCCCAAGUAAAUUAGCUAAACAAGGGCUUUGGAAAAUUCUUGGGUGUAUCGGUUGUGAGCUUUGAGGAGGAGGCAAUGGCAUCACUGAUGAAUAUUGAGAAGAACUGGAAAGAAGCUCACAAAGCAGAAGAGGGAUGGUAGGAGAUUUGCUUGGUCAGUGAAUUACAAAGGAAUAGGUGACUGGAUGGAGUGGUAGAAAGCAGCAAAGGGGCUAAAACUCAAGGCCGAGGAACCUCUCUAUGGCCCAGACAAUAUAAGACUAGUGAAGAGCUUUCUGAAGAGGUGGAAGUUGGGGUAUUUGUGUGAACAAGAAACAAAAUUGGAGAACAUCAGGGGAGCUUGAUAUGUGGGUGUUUCCUUGUGGAGUUACUCUAAUUUUGGGGGAUAGCAGGAGCGUAAAUAAAAUUGAAUUGAUAUCACAUUAGGGAAGGUGGAAAGCAUGUCAUUUCCUGUUUAUUUGGGUUUGUUGAAGAUAAACAGCUUAAAGAAAUAAUUGUAACCUUUUUGUUAUUAAGUGGAGUCAUUGUUGGUAUAUUGGUGUGGAUUUAACACUUUUCAUUUUCACGAAGGAGCAUUAAAAUGGCAAUAGCCCUGAGAAAUUUCACUUGGUCACAUGAUGAGAUUCAGGCUUUCAGCUUAGACGUCCUGAAUUGGUAGAUUUGUUGUUUAGGUUGAUUGUGAAGAGUGCAUUCUGGACUUUUGCUGGUGUGCUUGCUAAGACUCAUGUCUGAGUACACUCCUCUUAUGUUCAACUGUGGAGGUAGGUUCAGAGGCAAGCGCUCCUUCCGCUUUGAAAGUAUGGGGCUGAAUGAAAAUGAGUUAGGGGAGCUCAUUCAAAGAUGGUGAAGUUACAAAACAGUGGAUCCUCCAAGCUGUAACUUCAAAUGCUGAUUUAAAGAAAUGUAAUAACAAAGUUGUUGCAAAGAAGGGGGCCACAGUUGCCCAUAGUAGUUAAAAGCGCGCCUCCUAGGCGCAAGGCGCAGUGAGGCGAUGAGUCCGCCGCCUCAUACCAGGUGGGGCGAGGCGACCUGCAAGAGGCGACCCCAGGCGAGACGAGGCGCAGUGAAGCGCGAGGCGCAGUGAGGCGCGCCUUGUGUAUUUUUAAGCCACUUGAAGGAGACAAAUAGCCCAAGCCAGACUCGUAUCCCUUAUUCGACUCAAACGAACAGAGCCCUAGCCCCUUUCGACCCUUCGAAGCCCUUCGUGAGUUCGUUUGCGAGCCUUUGAACCAGCCGGAAGCCUUCGCGACUUCGUCUUCGAGCUUCGACCAGGAUCGUGAGUUCAUCUUCGACAUUUUGAAGAAGCACGACCUGCGCAACUUCGUUUCGAACCAGCCGGAGCCCUCGCGAGUUCGUCUGCCUGCCUUCGAAGCAGUCGUGAGUUCGUCUGACUGCCUUCGAGCACGACGUGAGUUCGUCACGUCGCCUUCAACACUUCGAACCUUUGUAAGUCUUCUUCUUCUUCUUCUUCUGCUGCUGCUGCUGCUUGCGUCCCGCUGCCUGCUGCUUCUCUUCUCUUCUUCUUCUUCUGCUGCUGCUUCUCUUCUUCUUCUUCUUCUUCUUCCUGCUGCAUGCUUGCUGCGUGCUGCUGACUGCUGACUGCUGCCUGCUUUUUUUUUUCUUCUUCUUCUUCUUUAUAUGUAAGCUUACUGUUUUUUAAUUUAUAAUAUUUAGUUUAACUAAUGUAAGCUUAUAAAUUAUAACUAAUAACAUAAUAUUUAUUUUUUUCAAAGAAAUUUAGCUACUGUUUUUUAAUUUAUAAUAUUAAGUUCAAUUAAUGUAAGCUUACAAUUUAUAACUAAUACAUAAUAUGUAUAUUUUUUACAGAAAUUUAGCUACUGUUUUUUAAUUUAUAAUAUUAAGUUUAAUUAAUGUAAGCUUACAAAUUAUAACUAAUACAUAAUAUUUAUUUUUUUUACAGAAAUUUAGCUACUGUUUUUUAAUUUAUAAUAUUUAGUUUAAUUAAUGUAAGUUUAUAAAUUAUAACUAAUACAUAAUAUUUAUUCUUUUUAUUGAAAUUUAGGUACUGUUUUUUAAUUUGUUUGGAAAUGCAUUAUGUAAGUCUUAAAUUAUAAAUAUAUGAUGCAUUGUUUUUUCAGUUAGGAUACGGGAUACCAAGUCUAAAAUCUUAAAUGGAUUCUAGUUCUGGAUGUGAGGCCUCGUCAAAGAAAGAUCCCGCAUGGAAUUAUGCACAUUUGGAGGAUAAAAAAAAUAGAAAUAAUUUGACUUGCAAUUUUUGUGCUAAAGUCACAAGGGGAGGAAUAUUUCGAGCAAAACAACACAUUGUCGGAGGAUUUCGAAAUGUGAAAGAAUGCUCUAAGUGCCCUACUCAUGUACGUGAGGAGAUUAAAGAGUAUAUGUUGAAGAAAGAUAUGGAAAAGGAGGAAAAUGAGUUAUUGCUCGACUUUGAUGAUAUAGAUCAUUACGGUGAAGAUGAAGAAGAUGAAGUUCAAGAAAUUGACAUUCGUGGCAAGAGAGUGUUACUAGUGAUGGAAGUAAAAGAUCAUACCAAUCCAACUUGAAGAAACCAAAACAGAAGGGGCCUAUAGACUUGUUUUUUACUCCCGAUCCAAAGAAAGCGAUUCAAGCUAGGAAAGAAGGGAAGAUGAAGCAAACAUCAAUAAAUGAAGCGUGCAAAAAAGAACUUAGAAAAAAGGCAAUGGGAGAUUUUGCUAGGUGGAUGUAUGAUGCUGGGAUACCAUUUAAUGCUGUACGUUUGAGCAGCUUUGCAGUGGCACUUGAAUCGAUUGGACAAUAUGGUCCUGGAAUAAAGCCACUUAGCUAUCAUGAAGUGAGAGUUCCUUACCUAAAGGAGGAAGUCAGUCGAAUGAAAGAGUUGUUGAAGGUCCAUAAGGAGGAAUGGACAAAAUAUGGCUGCUCAAUUAUGUCUGAUGGUUGGAGAGAUUCAGUUGCUAAUAAGGACAUAAUCAACUUUUUAGUGAACUCUCCAAGGGGAUCAGUAUUCAUCAAGUCUAUUGAUGCUUCUAAUAUUGUCUAGAAUGCAGAUAGAAUGUAUAGAUUACUUGAUGAGAUGGUCGAAGAAAUUGGAGAAUCAAAUGUGAUUCAAGUGGUAACUGACAAUGCGUCAAACUAUGUUGCAGCAGGGAGAUUGUUGGAAGCAAAGAGGCCACAUUUAUAUUGGACACCGUGUGCUGCUCAUUGCAUUGAUUUAAUUUUGGAGGAUAUUGGGAAGAUGCCUUCAAUUCAUGCAACUUUGAAAAGGGCAAUUUUUUUGAAUGGCUAUGUCUAUAAUCGUGUUGGCGUUGUCAACUUGAUGAGACAAUUCACUGGAGGAAAGGAGUUACUAAGACCUGCAGUUACAAGAUUUGCAACUGCCUUCAUCACUCUUCGUUCAAUCCAUCUUCAAAAGAAUAACUUGAGGAAGAUGUUUACUUCUGAAGAUUGGAAUACUACUAAAUGGGCAAAGGAGGCGGCUGGCAAAAGAGCAGCUACUAUUGUUUUGAUGCCUACUUUUUGGAGUACCAUCGUCUAUGCUCUUAAGUUAACAGGUCCACUUGUUCGUGUACUCCGUUUGGUUGAUGGGGAAAAGAAGCCUGCAAUGGGAUAUAUUUAUGAAGCAAUGGAUAGGGCUAAGGAAGCCAUAGCUAAGGCUUUUGGUGAGAGAGAGGAUAAAUUCAAGGAGGCAUUUGAAAUUAUUGAUACGAGGUGGGGAUGCCAACUCCAUCAACCGUUGCAUGCAGCUGCACAUUACUUGAAUCCAGAAUUUUUUUAUUCAAACCCCAACAUUUUGCAAGAUGAAGAAAUUAUGACGGGUUUGUACAAAUGUGUUGGAAGGUUAGUGCCAACUAUUGAAAUGCAAGAUAAAGUUUCAAAUGAGUUGGAAAAAUACAAUGCCGCUAGUGGCGUCUUUGGAAUUAGUUUGGCAGUGAGACAAAGGAAGACAAAAGCACCAGCGCAAUGGUGGAUGGCAUAUGGAUCAACAACUCCAAACUUGCAAAAGUUUGCUGUGAAAAUUCUUAGCCUCACGUGUAGUGCUACCGGCUGCGAAAGAAAUUGGAGCAUAUUCCAACAUCUUCAUAGCAAAAGGAGAAAUAGGCUAUCUCAGCAACGCUUGAAUGAUUUGGUAUUUGUGAAAUAUAAUCGAACUUUGAGGCGUCGAUACGACAAACGUGACACCAUUGAUCCCAUCCUCCUGAAGGACAUUGAUGAUAGUAAUGAGUGGUUGAUUGGUAGGAUGGAUGGUGAUUUUGAUGAGGAUGAUGAACUUGUGUUUGAAGAUGAUAAUUUGACUUGGGAUUCUGUUGCUAGAGCCGCUGGACUAAAUAACCCCCCGCAUCACACUAGAUCAAGAAUAAGUACAAAUAUGCCAUCAUCGUCUAAAGGAAGAGGAAGGGCUUCAUCUAGUAGUGCAACCACUGCUAGGGGUCGGAUCACAAUGUUGGAACUUGUAGAUGAGGAUGAAAUCCAAGUUGAUAGUGUAGAGGAGACGGAAGAGGAAAAAGAUGUUGGAGAAAACAGUUCUAAUGAUGAAGAGGAAGAUGAUGAUAUCUUCACCGACCUAGUUGAUGAUGAGUGAUGAAUGAUGAUUGAGGAGGAUUUUUAGAUUUUAUAUUUUGAAAUCUUUUAUUGUACUCUUUUCUUUUGAUGUUGAACUAUGUUGAAUUGUUGAGGCUUUUGGGCUUUGUCUUGGCAAUUUUAUUAAAUUUCCAAUUUUUU